Molecule: messenger RNA, 1180 nt
Organism: Nicotiana tabacum (common tobacco)
Lineage: Eukaryota; Viridiplantae; Streptophyta; Magnoliopsida; Solanales; Solanaceae
Source: RefSeq, a predicted model, not a curated record
AUGCACAAUCCCAAUUCAUUUCAGAGCUUAAUAUCUUCCUAAAAUCCUAAAUAAAGAAAGAAAGAAUGGAAAAGGACAAACAAAAUUCUCAGACUGUCAGUCAGUGGUGGAAAGAAGAUUUAGAAGAAGACUAAAAAGAUCUCUUUCUUUUAUUGCUUUUUUGAACUUCCCAUAUGUGAAAGGAGGCUGCUUUCAAUUCAGUGGUGGGAAAACGGUGGCAGUGAAGGAAGAAGCAAAAUACUACUACUAACAGAAAACAACAAAAGGGGUUUCCUAUUCACCAAACCACUGCCGAAACUUCUAUAACAUAAUGGUUAAUCAUAAUCAGGAUGAUGAAUCAUGUACAAAACCCCUUGGAAGGUGUUCAGUGUUUUAUUACGGUGUUGGGCACAUGCUCAACGACAUAACAUCAGCCUGUUGGUUCACUUAUCUCUUAGUUUUUCUGACAGAUAUUGGAUUAUCCCCAAGUGAUGCUGCAGUUGUAAUGCUCUCAGGUCAAGUUGCAGAUGGAUUGACCACUGUAUUUGCUGGUGAACUGAUAGACAGGUUUGGGCAUUUCAAAGUAUGGCAUCUUGCAGGAUCUGUCUUGGUUGGUGUCUCAUUUUCUUCAGUUUUUGGCGGUUGCUUGCCUUGCAAACUAAUUGGUUCCGAUUCGGUUAUGCUGCAAACAAUCGGUUACAGUGUGUUUGCUGCAAUCUUCAAUGUGGGAUGGGCUGCUACUCAAGUAUCACAUAUGUCGAUGGUGAACUGCAUUACACUGAACUCGACGAGCAGAGUAGUUUUAGCUAGUUGUCGCAAUGCUUUUACGAUGAUUGCAAACCUUAGCUUAUACGCAGUUGCUUUUGCCGUGUUCAAUGUCGUCGGAGCAGGGACACCUGCUGCUAUAGAAAAUCAGUAUCGUUGGAUUGCAUAUAUAUCAAUUUUCAUUGGAAGCUGCUUUGUGGGCGUGUUUCAUCUUGGAACCAGAGAGCCAAGGUCUGCACAUGUCUUAUUUUCUCUCUUUUGACUGAAUUUAUUGGCUGCAUUAUUUUCUGGGACUGAUUUUCAAGGAAAUGUAGUUGUUUGCUAUUGUUAGUUUAUAGAUAUAUAUAGUGUAGUCUUGUCCCACAUUGGAAGAGGAGUAAUAUCUCCUUGUAGUGUAUAGCUAUAAAUAGGGACCUCUUGUAUUGUAUUUAUCAUC